Cynoglossus semilaevis (tongue sole) is the source of this 3379-nucleotide messenger RNA. It is a transcript of the gene ezrb, whose product is annotated as ezrin b. Gene Ontology annotation, molecular function: actin binding. The coding region runs from base 308 to 2065 and encodes 585 amino acids. The transcript has 14 exons. Gene Ontology annotation, cellular component: cytoskeleton. Lineage: Eukaryota; Metazoa; Chordata; Actinopteri; Pleuronectiformes; Cynoglossidae. The record is from RefSeq and is a predicted model, not a curated record.
ACCCCUGCAGCUCUGGCGGUGAGAGCAGGAACAGGCACGGACUGUGAGUGACUUGGAUUGGUGGAGGAUGAGCGCCAUAUUGUGACUGGUUGAAGAGAGGGAGGAGAAAUCUGCAGCUGCAGCUCCGGACUAUCGUCUGCUGAAGCCCAUCAGCUCCGAAAGGACACAUUGAGCGGCUCAGCCACACACACAGACACACAGACACACAGGCACAGACACAGACACAGACAGACACAGCUCUCCAGUUCUCCUCUGAGCUGAAACUCCAACAGAGCCAGGAAGAAGAAGAAAAAAAAGGACAGAAAAAAUGCCUAAAGCGGUCAACGUUCGCGUCACCACCAUGGACGCUGAGCUGGAGUUUGCCAUCCAGCCCAGCACCACCGGCAAACAGCUGUUUGACCAGGUGGUAAAAACCAUCGGCCUGCGUGAAGUCUGGUACUUUGGACUGCAGUACAUGGAUGGAAAAGGUUACCAAACUUGGCUGAAACUGGACAAAAAGGUGUCGUCCCAGAAAGUGAAGAAAGAGAACCCGCUUCAGUUCAAGUUUCGCUCCAAGUUCUUCCCAGAGGACGUGUCGGAGGAGCUGAUCCAGGAGAUCACCCGGAAGCUCUUCUUCCUGCAGGUGAAGGAGAGCAUCCUGAGCGACGAGGUCUACUGCCCACCAGAGACCGCCGUGCUGCUGGCCUCCUACUCUGUUCAGGCCAAGUUUGGAGACUGCAACAAAGAAGUCCAUCGACCGGGAUACCUGGUGUCUGAGCGGCUGCUGCCAAACAGAGUCCUGGAGCAGCACAAAUUGUCCAGAGAACAGUGGGAGGAGAGGAUCCAGGUGUGGCACGAGGAGCACCGUGGGAUGCUGAAAGAGGAUGCUAUGCUGGAGUACCUGAAGAUCGCCCAGGACCUGGAGAUGUACGGGGUGAACUACUUUGAAAUAAAGAAUAAGAAAGGAACCGAGCUGUACCUGGGAGUGGACGCCCUGGGACUGAACAUUUAUGAGAAAGAUGACAAACUGACGCCAAAGAUCGGCUUCCCUUGGAGUGAAAUCAGAAACAUUUCCUUCAACGACAAGAAAUUCAUCAUCAAGCCCAUUGACAAGAAAUCACCAGACUUUGUGUUUUACGUCCCACGGCUGCGUAUCAACAAGCGCGUCCUGCAGCUGUGCAUGGGCAACCAUGAGCUGUACAUGCGCCGCCGCAAGCCCGACACCAUCGAGGUGCAGCAGAUGAAGGCCCAGGCCCGAGAGGAGAAGCAGCAGAAGCAGAUGGAGAGGGCCCAGCUGGAGAAUGAGAAGAAGAAGAGGGAGGCCAUCGAGAAAGAAAAGGAGCAGAUGGAGAUGGAGAAGCAGGAUCUGAUGAUGAGGCUGUACCAGUUUGAGGAGAAGACCAAGAAGGCGGAGAAAGAGCUGCAGGACCAACUCCAGAGAGCCAUGAUGCUGGAGCAGGAGCGGAGGAGAGCCGAAGAAGAAGCAGCUCGUCUGGAGGUGGAGCGUCAGGCUGCCCUGCUGGCCAAAGAGGAGCUGGCCCGUCAUGCUGAGGACCAGAAGAAGAGCCAGGAGCAGCUGGCUGCAGACCUGGCAGAGCACACAGCCAAGAUCUCCCUGCUGGAGGACGCCAGGAGACGCAAGGAGGAGGAGGCCAACACAUGGCAGCUGAGGGCCAGAGAGGCUCAGGAUGAUCUGAUGAAAACCAAAGAGGAACUGCACAUGGUGAUGGCGGCACCUCAGCCCCUUCCUCCUCCUCCUCCUCCCGCCCUGUACGACCACAUGGACGAGAACAGCGACAGCGAUGAGAACGUCAGCACGCACAGCGCAGACCUGCUGAUCGGAGGCAUCAACGACCACCGCAUGGAGGAGGACCGCCUGACCGAGGCCGAGAAGAACGAGCGUGUCCAGAAACAGCUGAGGACACUGACCUCAGAGCUGGCUCAGGCGCGUGAUGAAUCCAAGAACACCCAGAACGACCUCCUUCACUCCGAGAACGUCAGGCACGGCCGCGACAAGUACAAGACCCUGCGACAGAUCCGACAGGGCAACACCAAGCAGAGGAUUGACGAGUUCGAGGCCUUAUAAGGAGCCCAGGACCCUUUCUGAAUGGUCACCGACACACAUAUCGACACAUAACCAGCACAAUCGCACACAACGUAGCUCAAACGUGGCGGUGGCAGACGAAAAGUGGAUCAGCAAGAGCACAGCAGAAGAAUCACAUCCCAGAGAGAUGAGCUCCAGUUGUUACGUCUGUCUGGCAAAAUACAGGGCUUUGCAAUUCCUUAGUGCCAAAACCUCCUCUCCUUGUAGUCUUUAUUAUCUCACUCUGUGUAUUUGAUUGUGAACUCCGUGAUCACUUUUGUCUGCUUUUUUUAUCCAGACAUCAUGAUGAUGAAGGUGGGGACUAGCCAAAAUUUAUUAUUAUUAUUAUUAUGUACUUAAUCCAAGCCUGUCCUCUUAUUGAUGUCUGUCUUUUGUUGCGUUGGAAAAUUCAAAAAACAAUAGUGUCCUUGUUCUAAUUGUGACCACUCAGAAAGGGGUGAGACAGUAUAAGCAGAAAUAUAUAUGUUUUAUUUUGUUUUUCAUUAUAUUUGGACACUUCCAUUUAUGUUCAACAUUGCUAUACAGUAGUUUUAAUCAUUCCUAGUUUGAUAUUUAUACUGUAUAUGGGACAUUAAAAAGGGUAUUUCGUCUUGGUUUGUAUAUUUUUUUUUUUUGCUAUCUACUAAUGAUAAAGAAAGGUUUUAUAUAUUGACCAAAACAAUAGACGUCCUAUGUUCCAUAUGUUUUCCUUUAGAUCAAUAAAUUAAGGAGAUUUAAUUGUAAAUUAUUAUUUUUACUGUAGGUCAUAUCCAGCUGAUUGCCGUGAAAUCAGUGGAAGAGGAGAUUGCUGUCUAUCGAGGUACUUUUCAAUUAGUUGCCAUACAGUUUGCGGCAUCGCUGCUGAGGAACGUCUGUUCUCCGAGACCCCGUGUUGACUGGGACAUUUAGGUCUAAUCUGUUUUUUAAUUUCUGUCUGUUCUGUGUGGUGUCGCUGAAGAGUGGGAAUUAAGCAUGUGUUGUGUGUUCUUAACCUCCAGAGUGGCCUUGCUGUCCUGACGUAGAGUCACAGAAAUUGGAUGUAACUUUCAGAAACUUUUUGUGUCUGUGUUAACCUCAAGAAAGGAUCACUGAGGGUGGAGGUGGAAAUGUUAGAGAGAAUUUUCAGCAGUUUUGGUCACGAAGGACUUAAACCAGACAGUAUAACGCCAACAUGUCACUCUCCUCUCUCUGGACAUGGACUAUAGUAGCAUCUACUUACACUGUAAUGGAAACACAGCUCUGCUGGUCGUUGUAUAUGAACAUGAUUUUAUAAUGAGGUGUUCAACAUACAGGCAAUAAACAAAUUCUGUAAUUCCA